AUGGACGAGUUUUGCAGUACUCAGCCAAUAGUCAAUGCAGAUAAUUCCGCGUUCAACAAACCAGUUAGUGAGGUUCCUGUUCUGUGCGUUCAUUCUGUUGGAGAAAGCAUAAAUGAGUUCCCCAUUGUAAAGAAAUGUGCAAUUGUUGGGCGCGACGCGAAAUGUGACAUACAUAUUAAUUCUCCAACUAUUUCUAGAAAACACGCUACACUUGAGUUGGACGAAAAUGGUAUCUGUACCAUAACGGACCUAGAUUCAUUGAAUGGAACUAAACGAAACGAUUUACAGUUAAAGUCGAGGAGGAGUUAUGAACUGAGGAAUGGAGACAGUUUACAUUUCGGAGAGGUGUAUUGUACCAUACAAUUUCGUCAGCGUAGUAUUCUGAGCUCAACCGGUGAAAAUAUUCAGUCGAAGAAAUAUAAUGAAAGUGAUUCGGAUCCGGGACGUGAUGCACUUGUGCAGUCCAGUAUAUCGAGUGAACGAGUGUUGGAUAUGGAAACUGACAGUUCAGCACUUAGUGAAAAUCUUUUAUCAGAGGUUGUUAUGGAUGUUGGUGAAGUUCCUUGUGAUCUUUUGCCGAAUUCGAAUUAUUUUAUUUUACGUCCACCCUGUUCGUCAAAUAGUACAAAUUUAGAAUCUCAAAAAAACAAAUUUCACAAAGAUGAUUGUACUGGUUCACCACCACUUUUGCGACUGAAGAUGGAAGCAGACAUUUCUGAAGUCCAUCAGUGCAGACGCGAAUGCGACACCCCUUCAAAUAAUGAAGAAAUUCAUCCAGAUUUGAAAGUUAAUCUAUCAAUCAAUACCGAUACAAGCGAAAAUACUACGCCAUUAUCUACUAAACCAAGCAAAAACCGACAUUCAUCUUACGGCAGUACUCUGACCAUACCAAUGUCCUUGUUGAACAAACAAAGUUCUACACCCUGUGGAUGCAGUCAAAUAGACCUAGUGCUGGCACGGGACUCUGAUCCAGGUUCUAUUGUCCAGUCUCUGUAUAAUGAUUUAACUGUCCAUUCAUCUACUUGUAUGUUAGCUGAGGAGUCAAUAUCAAGCAUACAAGAGAGUGACUUGAUAAAAACAGUCUCAGAUAAAAGCAUAUCUGAAGAAGAUGAGUCACAGAAGCACGCGUCAAUAUUGCCUGAUAUGCUUAAUGAAAACGAUGAGCCUCAAGUGGAUUUAAUUUGUAAAUCGUCUGUUGUGCUGCUGGUUAAUGAAACAGAAAAGAAUAUUGCUAGCGUGAUUUCAAAAAAAUCACCACCAUUAGAUACUAAUUUCUCAGAAAAGUGUGACAGUGAAGAUAACAUGAUAAAACCCGAAGUAAUGUUAUUUGAAGAAUGCCAUUCAAACAUACUUCGUGACAGAAGUUUCCAGAAACAUUCUUAUAAUAACAAACACGACAGUGAAGAUGGUAAACUUGCUCACUCAUCUUUUGAAGAAUGCAAAAAUACUAUUUCUAGAAAACACGCUACACUUGAGUUGGACGAAAAUGGUAUCUGUACCAUAACGGACCUAGAUUCAUUGAAUGGAACUAAACGAAACGAUUUACAGUUAAGGUCGAGGAGGAGUUAUGAACUGAGGAAUGGAGACAGUUUACAUUUCGGAGAGGUGUAUUGUACCAUACAAUUUCGUCAGCGUAGUAUUCUGAGCUCAACCGGUGAAAAUAUUCAGUCGAAGGUUAGUCAUUUUCAAGUAUUUCAUCUCAUUUUGUACAUUAGAGAGUAA
This is a messenger RNA of Trichobilharzia szidati, 1722 nucleotides long. The record is from the annotation of a GenBank genome assembly. Lineage: Eukaryota; Metazoa; Platyhelminthes; Trematoda; Strigeidida; Schistosomatidae.